Molecule: messenger RNA, 657 nt
Organism: Rotaria socialis
Lineage: Eukaryota; Metazoa; Rotifera; Eurotatoria; Philodinida; Philodinidae
Source: the annotation of a GenBank genome assembly
AUGUUAAAAAAUCCUUUUUUGGCAGACGAAAACUCUUCACCAAGUGAUGAUGAUGAACGAGAAAUAAAAAUUCAAACAGCAAAAAUUGAUAAUUUAUUCAUAUUGUUGUUUUUAAAGAAACCAAAUAAAGAAAGUUUAUCCGAUGAUGAAGAUCAAAAAGAAACAACUUGGAUAAAAAACAAACCGGAAAAUAAUGGUGAUUUAUCACCACAGCAAUAUUACAUCAACCUUUUUCUGCGAAAAAUCGACAAUCAAAUGAAAACUACGCCAAACCGAGCAACUAAAGAAUGUACACAUAUUGAAUUAUGCACUGACCAAAAGCCCAUAUCAACUGAAGAUUUAUGUCUUAUUGCACAUAUUUAUUAUAAAUUUGAUAAUACACCUAAUCGAUCUUCAAUGGAAUUAAUUGAUCGUCUAUGUAAAUAUAUUUAUAUCAAUGAUAAUACAAAUCGUAUGCAUAUACGAGCAAUUCUCUGUCAUACAUAUCAUUUAGCAUUACAUGAUUAUUAUAACCAAGCACGUGAUUUAAUGCUUAUGAGUUCCAUACAACAUACCAUUUAUCUUGCAGAUAUUUCGACACAAAUUCUAUAUAAUCGAACGAUGAUUCAGCUAAGUUUAUCUGUAUUUCGUUUUGGUAACAUAGAUGAAGCUCAUUAA